GCAUGGUAUUUCACUAAAGUGGAACUACUACAUACAUCCUCUUCAGUCUUCACCACAGCCAAAUUCCCUCUCAGUACUUCUCAUUCCUUUCCAAUAAUUCACAAAUCCCUAGAAGAAUUUAAUGGAACUCAGAAAGUACAAACCCGAUCCUCUUUCUCCCGCCUUCCUCCUCCUCCUCCUCCUCUUCCUCUCCAUCUCCGGCCGAUCCGCCGUCCACGCCUACAAAAACCACACCGUCGGCGAUUCCCUCGGCUGGUUCGACAAAUUGGAGAAACCUGCCGUCGAUUACCAGAAAUGGACCGCCGGUAAAACCUUCGGCCUCGGCGAUUUUCUAAUUUUUAACACGGACAACAAUCACUCGGUUGUGCAAACAUACAAUUUCACCACAUACAAACUUUGCGACUACGACGACGCACCAGAAAACGACACGACGGAAUGGUCCGCCGCCGAUCCAUCAGCAACCACUCCCUACGCCGUGAUGGUGGCUGUCCCCUUGGUUAAAGAAGGCCCCAACUAUUUCUUCUCUGGCAACUACGACGGAGAGCAAUGCCAGAAUGGGCAACAAUUCAAAAUAAACGUCACUCAUGGACAGGGCCUCCCUAAAAGCAUGGGAGAUCCUUCGGACGAAGCUCCGGCUCCGGUAGUUCCCGACACCGGCGAUCAAACCGAAGCUGCACCCGACACCAUUGUCCCUUCCAGCUUCGACAAUCCUCGAAACGAUGUCGCCGAUAACGAUAAGGAAUCUUCGAGCUCCAAUUCUAUAUCGCUUGUUUAUUGCUUCAAGUUUAAUGAGUUCUUCUUCUUGUUAAUUGGUAUUGCCUCUGCCUGCUUUUUGUCUCUGUACUGAGUGAUUUUGUUUUUAAUUUAUUACUAUAUUUAUUUUCUAUUUAAUUGUUACGUUCUUCAAUAUUCAAAUAAUGUGGGGUUUUCUUUUUUCUUGGUGUUCAAGCAAUACAUAUACUAUAUAUAGUUAGCUCGUAGGUUUUAUUUUAGGGGUUUUUCACUCUUUUUGUGCAUUUAUAUACAACACUAUACAUGUAAUAAUGGAUUGAUAUAAUUGAUAGUGAUUUGAUGUUUUUUCUCUCC
This is a messenger RNA of Cucumis melo (muskmelon), 1086 nucleotides long. RefSeq names its product cucumber peeling cupredoxin. The record is from RefSeq and is a predicted model, not a curated record. Gene Ontology annotation, cellular component: plasma membrane. The transcript has 2 exons. Gene Ontology annotation, molecular function: electron transfer activity. Bases 122 to 847 code for a protein of 241 amino acids. Lineage: Eukaryota; Viridiplantae; Streptophyta; Magnoliopsida; Cucurbitales; Cucurbitaceae.